AUGAGUCAAAUCCGAGAUCUCGCACGCGCGGUCAGCGCACAUUCAGAGAUACUGACCCAGUCAUGGCAUGCGAACGAGGCGCAUGGACUGUCGUCUGCCGAAGGUCGCCGUACCACCAUCCCGCCCUUGGACGAGAAGGGUGAGGAGGCGAGAAAUCAACUCAUUGGUGCCCUCAGAGAACUCGAACAACUUGUUCUUGGGCCGAAAGAUACCAUGCAGACUCUAUACUACAAGAGCGCCGAAGCAGGAGUAGUCCAGGCUCUUUGUCAACUUCAAAUCCCUCGACAUGUUCCGUUGGAUGGAUCGAUCUCCUAUGAAGAGCUGUCUGCCAAAGUUGGUGUCUCUACCGAUCGUCUUAAGCAUUUGGUCCGCGUUGCCGCCGUGUGUUCCAACUUCCUUGCCGAGACUGCAUCGGGAGAAGUCAAACAUAGCAACAACUCGAUCAUCUGGCAACUUGACCCACUCAUGGCCAAUGGCAUGGAAGUGAUGCUCGACCACCUGCCGAGUUCCUCGUUCAAAUUGGGAGACGUCUGCAUCGAGGACCCCACGGACGAGAAAGAGACAGUCUGCGGCUUCAGCCUCGCCCGUGGUCAGCCACUGUAUGAGUAUUUGGAAAACCACCCCGAUCAGGGGCGUCGAUUUGCAGCGCAUAUGCGUGCUCAAGCGGCGCAAUCGGGCGACGCCGCCAUCCAAGGAUGCUACGACUGGCAUUCUCUGAAGGGAAAGACGCUGGUGGAUUGCGGUGGCUCUUUUGGCUCCGUGGCAACUGCCAUUGUCCGUAAAGAACCUGGUAUACGAUGCAUUGUUCAGGAUCUUCCCAAGGUGGUCAACUCGGCUAUCGCAGCGACCGCCAAAGAUCCUAACUUUCCUCACGAAUCCGUGAGCUUUGAAGCCCAUUCGUUCUUGGAGCCUCAGCUGACAGUGGCGGACGUCUAUCUCUUCCGCAUGGUCUUCCACAAUUGGUGUGAUGCUGGAGCUCGCCGCAUCGUCCAGGCGUUGCGGCCGGCAUUGCGCCCUGGUACCCGGGUGAUAUGCAUUGAAUACGUGAUGCCGUCCAUGGGAUCCGGACCACACUACGCCGAGCUUGCCACACGCCGACUGGACAAUGUUAUGUUUUCGCUGAUGAAAGGCAAGGUGAGAGAGCUAAGCGAAUUCAAGCAGCUCUUUGAAUCUGCGGAACCAAACCUGGUGUUCAGGAGCUUCAAGGCCGGUCAGUUGAGGGCCACCCAUGAUCCUCGCUGCCACUCGGUUAUGGAAUGGGUGUAUGAACCCAAGGGCGCCGGAAGUGCUGCAACGGUGGUUGAGCACGGGGAGGGUGCGUCGAUUGCAUGA
Molecule: messenger RNA, 1332 nt
Organism: Exophiala dermatitidis NIH/UT8656
Lineage: Eukaryota; Fungi; Ascomycota; Eurotiomycetes; Chaetothyriales; Herpotrichiellaceae
Product: O-methyltransferase
Exons: 3
Coding region: 1-1332 (443 amino acids)
Molecular function (GO): O-methyltransferase activity
Source: RefSeq, a predicted model, not a curated record